GAGGAGCCGCGCGCUCUGGUGCUGUCGUCGUCGCCGUCAGUCAGCCUGCGCCCGGCUCUUCAGCGCCCAGUUCCCUCGGCCCCAUCGCCGCUUGUAGAACCUGCUGUGGGCUCAGAUUUUGCUGGGAAAAUGUCUGAUGAGUUUUCGUUGGCAGAUGCAUUACCUGAACACUCUCCUGCCAAAACCUCUGUUGUGAGCAAUACGAAACCUGGCCAACCUCCUCAAGGCUGGCCUGGUUCCAACCCUUGGAAUAACCCAAGUGCUCCACCUUCUGUGCCAUCUGGACUCCCACCAAGUGCAACACCCUCCACUGUGCCUUUUGGACCAGCACCAACAGGAAUGUAUCCCUCUGUGCCUCCCACCGGACCACCUCCAGGACCCCCAGCACCCUUUCCUCCUUCUGGACCAUCAUGUCCCCCACCUGGUGGUCCUUAUCCAGCCCCAGCCGUGCCAGGCCCUGGCCCUGCAGGGCCAUAUCCUACACCAAAUAUGCCCUUUCCAGAGCUCCCUCGACCUUAUGGUGCACCGACAGAUCCAGCAGCAGCUGGUCCUUUAGGUCCAUGGGGGUCCAUGUCUUCUGGACCUUGGGCACCAGGAAUGGGAGGGCAGUAUCCUACCCCUAAUAUGCCAUAUCCAUCUCCAGGGCCAUAUCCUGCUCCUCCUCCUCCCCAAGCACCAGGGGCAGCACCACCUGUUCCAUGGGGCACUGUUCCACCGGGAGCCUGGGGACCACCUGCACCAUAUCCUGCCCCUGCAGGAUCAUAUCCUACACCAGGACUCUAUCCUACUCCCAAUAAUCCUUUUCAAGUGCCUUCAGGACCUUCUGGUGCUCCACCAAUGCCUGGUGGCCCCCAUUCUUACCAUUAAGUUAACAAUGGACGAAGAGAUGACGCUUUGCUUUUUGAAGUACAUAUGUAUGCACAUGAAUGCAUAUAAAAAUGCUGGUUUCACUAUUCUUAGAGGGCGUUCACGAAAGAACAACUCUUGCACCUCUCAGAAGAUAUCUGCCUCUUGUAAUUGGAUGUGUAGUACAUCAGUUGGAUACAAUCAGAUAAAAAUGUAGAAGUAAAUAAUGCAGAUGUGAUUUUUAUUUGGUUUUCAUGUGAAGUUACAGUAGUUAAGUGUGUUAAAUAACUCUGAUACAAUUGUUUGAAUUAUAAAACUACACACUUAGAAAUCUAAGGUGAUGUGGAUUGUUAGAAUCUACAACUUCAUUGGCAAAUUACUUCAAGUAUUUUUUUAUAAUUUUCCCCUUAAAUAAGUAAACUUUGAAUACAAUCACAUUAUAGUCUAAACAAAUAAUGCCUCUUAACAUUGUGAGCUGCUUUAUCUGUAGAAUAAAUAAAUCCUGGUCCUCUUGAGGUUCUGUUUGAAUAUACGUUUGAAAGCUGUCAGUAAUUAUCAUCACAUGUAGAGUUCAUUAGCCAGCCAGUGUUUUUUCCUUGAACUUUUAGUGAAAUUGUUUCCUGAUUUGUUCUGUUUUUAGCCAUAUGGGUCAUACAGCACUAAAAUUUGACGUUUAUGGAAAAAACAUUACUCCGUAUAAAUGCUACCCUUAGAAAAUUGGUGGUCUCAUUUUGCUUUAGAAUGGAUUAUUCAAUGCGCAUAUUGUUUUGGGAAGAGCUCAAGGAAGGAAAUACUUCUCUGCUUUGUUUUGAACCUCAAAACUAAAUAAACCCUAGGAAUUCCUUCAUUGUAUCAAGUAAUUUUGAUUCCCACAAAACUUGAGGCAGCUCUCCUGCCCAGAUCAUUCCCCAUAGGUCCCUUCUCUCUCAAUCCUUUAGAAGAAUCACAUCCCUUAAUUCCUCCCUGAUAAGGAAAACUGGCACACUCUAGGGUUCUACCUUUAAAACACCACAGUUGUGGUUAGGGAAGUUUUGGUUAAGUCAUACAGACAUGACUGUUCUUUGUACUAGUGUGAAUCAGAGGAUGUGUCUGUGUUUCAGAAUCGGACUAAACUAUGUCAUUGUCUCCUGCAUAGUUUCCUGGAUCUUUCAUAAAGUGCUUAUGGCUAACAGUUCAGUUCUGUAUUUGUGUACAGGAAUUGUGUGCCAUGUUUGAAAAAACUAUUUUCUAGCUAAAAAAGUAAAAAUAAAUUGUAGAUCUCUGCAGUUGGAUUUAAAGCAUUGUGACUGUGUUGCUUAAAUAUUAAGUAUUGUUUAUAACCACCACAAGAGCCCCAGCAUCUUUUUAGUACCUUACAUUUAAAUCAUAUUCUUAGAUGUGAGAUAGACCUGGAUCUUAACAAAUAACAUUCUGAAGUUUUUCAUGGUAUCUGUGGGGUUUCUAAAAUGUAUUGAAAAUUACUCAGACCAGUAUUGGAGAGAUUUAUGCUAGAACCGUUUUUGCUUGAAAAUAAAAUAUUUAGUAGCUUAUUUCUCCUAUAAUAUAAAUGUCAAGAAUGCCAAAUGCUGCCAGUUUAAUGGUUUAAUAGCUACCUCCUCUUAGGAAUACAAGAUGACCGACCACCUUUGAGAGGAACUUGUCUAAGCCUCUCCUAUUUUAAGUAGAUGAGAGUCACACUUUCAGAAUUUGCAAAGAUCAAAACUAGUUUGUUUCGAUAUUUUUGGACUGAGGCGUGGUGUUAGCUCUUACACAGUGGCAAAUAGGGUCUUUUUCUUUGGUUCACUUCUUUGCAAGGCCAGUUGACAGCUACCUGUAAUACUCUGCUAUCAAGGUAGCCUCUAUUCUACAAGGCAGGUAGCCUUAAGGUACCGUAGCUUAAAUUAUCAGUCAAUAUUAAAAUGUCAAUUAACUGGGAGGAUAAAAUGAUAAGAAAAGUAAAAUAGCAGCAAAGAUAUCUCUUACACUUAUUUUGGCUGUCCUACAUUGGGACAAGUUGACAACUCUGACUUUAGAUGUAAUGUUUACUAUAUCACCAACUAGAAAAAGAAGAGGUAGGUUUGGGACUCUGUAAUUGUGGAGUCAAUAUAUUAUGGGAAAAAGUCUUUUGCUAAAGAAUCUGAAGGGCUGUGAACACAGAUUUGGGAAUACUGUGACCAGUAAGUACAGUAACUUUCCUUGUGACCCAUACUACCCAGUCCCCAGGUGAUACUGCUAUUUUAAUCUUUUGCUUUCAAGGACUUUAUAACUGGUAUUUUGUUUUUUGUUUUUUGUGUUUUUUUUUUUUAAUGUAAGAAUAGAAAUCAAAGGGAUAAUAGAAUUUGAUUUGAUACUCCAUUUAUUUUUGUAAAGUGCCAUUUUUCCGAUUGGCCUAGGAAAAUGUCUCAAUUCCUAUGUGCAUUCUGGGCCAAAAAGUAUCUUUAGGUUCAGUGUGGAGUUAAGCAAAGCAUUUAAGUUUUAGUAAAGAAAUGGGGGAAAGCAUCUAGGAAGUUGGGUUUUUAUUUGUUUUGUUUUGUUUUGUUUUCCUCUCUCUUUCCAAGAGAAUAAUGUUGCUUUCAAAACAGGUUAUACUAGGCUGAGAUUAGUUCAUGGAAGAGAAUGCUUGUUAGCAAGUAUAUUUGGUCUUAAGGGCAUAUAGGUCAUGGAAUGUGCUGGCAUUUGGACUGUGGAGCAAGAAUUUUUUAAUAAAUUUGAUAGAGACGGUUGAGAUGUAUUCAGGAAUAGUGUUUCUGUGGAGUUGGAAUUGGGCUUUGAAAUGUUGAAUUCAGAAAUAACCGUGAAAAAUUAACAGACCUCAGGUCUUCAUUCACAUAGUUCUCAAGAAUCAAAUGUUCCUUAAAGGAGUGCUUUUUAAAUACCUUGGCUCAUCUGUCCUGGAUGUGACUGCCACCUUUUCAUGCUUUUAAAGACACUAUUUACAGCUCUGACUCCACAGCUUUAUCUUGUGUAAAGUAAUAUAUUAUUCAGAAAUAGACGAUUUUAAUUAUCCAAGGACCUUCUCCAUCCAUUUUUACUGUUGGCUAUCUUCAUUAGAAAAUAUUAGGGCAGGGAAGAAAAAGGGUGGAUUUUUGGCUUCGGUCACACCACUACAAUGAAAUAUUGGAACGUUUUCUAGAAGUGAGUUGGCCCAUGAUAUAUUACCUCACAAAUAAUUAGUGCUGCCUAUUCUAAACAUCCAGCUUUUGAAUCUGUAAUGAAAGUAGCUCUACUCAAAGUUUCCUUAAAAGACUGCGUAGUUUGCAUCAAUUGCCUAAAAUGUUGAACAGUUAGUGCCAAUGUCUUCCUAGCCCUGAAUGAUGUCGAUAGAGCUAAUGUUAUCAAAUGCCUGGUUUCUAAACCCUGGAAAUUAAAUGUAAGCACAGAUCUUGGAGUGGUAAAGUUUUGGAAAAGCCUAAGCCUAGAUGUAGAUGAAUCACACUGAUGCACUGUACUAUGCAUAGAAAGUGGUGGGCGGCUUUCAGGGAAGACUAUAAUUUAAUCUUAAAGCAAUAUUUAGUAUUGAAGACAGACAUUUUUAUUUUCAGAAUUCUGCCAAGUUAAAAAAAAUUGCCAAUAAAGUAAUCAGUAUUAAAUGUUAUGCAAGCUUCUAGCUAUAGAAAAUAUCUGAGGACUACAUUUAUCUGAAAGACACUUAAAUAUCUGUGAUCCUGGUGCUUUGCCUGAUGCCAGGGAUGCAGAGAUGAAAGAAUCCCUGUCCUUGAGAGACUCAUAGUUAGGGGUGGCAUUACAGAACUCGUUAGCGUGCCCUUUACUAGUUUACCUAGAUAAACUUAUUUUAGGAUUGCUGCUGGUAGAAAUUACAGACCAGCCUUUGGGCAUUUUUAAAGGGGCAAAGUGUGAUUUUUUUUUUUAAACUAAGAAAUUAAUGUUUGUAAAGAAUGUAGUGUUGAUCAGUGCAACAGUUCAAAUGUGCGAUGUAACAGGAUGUCUUUCCUCCUCACUUUCCCCUGGAUGAAGGCACUUUGACUGCCUGUCACUGUUUAGCAGAUACUGAUUUGUUGCCAUUAAGUAAACUUGACUUUUUUUGUGUGCUCUAUAAAGGUUUUUUGUAAUUUUUCUUGAAAUUGUGAUUUUUUUCAUUGACUUAAUAAUGACAAAUUUAAUGUAUGUAAUUGUCUAUGCAUUUUAAGUUAAACUGCCUAAAAUGUGAUUUGAGACAUAAACAUUUGUAUUAUGACUGUAAGCAAUCUGUUUAAGAUGUUGGGUUUUAUCACCUGCUGCUGUAUUUGUAAACAAAGACAAAUGUUGCUUUAAGAAGUAAUUAUAAUUAGGAAUAGGCUAUGGAUGUGUGAUACUUGAUAUUUUUUAAGAUAAACUUGUUUGCUUUGUGUAUUAUACCUGAAAACUUUUUUUAAAAAUGUAUUUUCAUGGUUU
Molecule: messenger RNA, 5217 nt
Organism: Tupaia belangeri chinensis (Chinese tree shrew)
Lineage: Eukaryota; Metazoa; Chordata; Mammalia; Scandentia; Tupaiidae
Gene: MAPK1IP1L
Product: mitogen-activated protein kinase 1 interacting protein 1 like
Exons: 4
Coding region: 130-867 (245 amino acids)
Source: RefSeq, a predicted model, not a curated record